CUCCCUCUCGGUGUUUCUGUGAGAAUGCCCGUGUUCUACUGACAGAACUGACACGGGCUCAGCAGGCAUGGAGGCCCGGUUUUGUGAAUGAGGCCCAGUCCAAAUCGGCUUGGCUCCGAUAACUCAAGCCCAGAGAGAUUCGGCGGCGUUGGAGAUUGCACGGGCAACCUACCGCUCCUGAAAGACGGAGAGAGAAGACCGGACGGCCGGAGAAGGACAGACCGACGGCCGCCGCACAAGGAUUGCUUUCCCGCCCUUGUUGACCCCCCCUCCCCCUCUCCCUUUCCCCCCUUUCCCUCCCCCCCAGUCCUCCACCUGCCCCUGGAAGCUCCGCACGGGGGCGGCACCACCCUAACCCUCCCCCAAAAGCCCCUGAUGGAUCAGCGGACCCAGGGAGGGUCCGCCUCUCCGGCCCCGCCCCCUCCCGCCGCCCCUCCCCCGGGGGAGCGGGAGAAGGAGGGAGUGGGCGGGAAGAAGGAAGAGGAGAAGCGAGACAAGGAGAGAGAGGGAGCUCCGCCGGAGGCCGGAGGCGGGGCGGGCGCCGCCGCCGUCGCCGCCGGCGACCAGCAGCAGUUCUCCAUCAAGGAGACCAACUUCUCGGAGGGCAGCGUCAAGCUGAAGAUCGGCCUGCAGGCCAAGCGCAUGAAGAAGCCGCCCAAGAUCCUGGAGAACUACGUGUGCCGGCCCGCCAUCCGGACCUCCGUCAGGCAGGGGCGGGGCGGCGGGCGGGGCUGCCGCGGGGGCGGGGCCACCGGGGCGGGCGGCGGCGGCGCUCACGACGGGGACCGGGACAGGACCGCGGCUCCGAGCCCCGCCCCGAACCCGCCCCCUGCGCUCCCUUCACCCGCCACGGCCCCGGCUCCUCCCCCCCCUCCUCCUGCCCCGCCGAGCCCAUUCGCCGGGAACCCCCCAGGGAAAAGGGGUCCCCCGAAGCUGGCCCGUAAGGCGGAGGCGAAGCUGGAUCCCCCUACAGAGCGGCCCGCUGUCCCUCAUCGACCCGGAACGGACGACGAACUGACCCCGCCUCAAAAGAAGAGCCCCCCUCCGCCGACCGGCGGCCCUCCCUCCUCCGCCCCCGCCCCUCCCCUCCCGGCCCCCUCCACGCAGGGCCCUAAGGAAGCGGGGGGGUCCGACGGAGCGUCCAGGCCCCCCCAGGGCGCGCCCGGCGAGGGUCCGAGGGAGAGAGAGAGGGACCGGGACCGAGGCGCGGCGAGCAGGGGCUCGCCCACCGUCACGGAGAAGCUGGCUCAGCUCAUCGCCAUCUGCCCCCCCUCCAAGUCCGCCAAGGGCAAGGUCCGCAGGAUUCCCUCCUCCUCCGCCUCCUCGAAUGUGAACUCGCCCGCCGCCCCCGCGGUCCCCAGCCCGCCGCGGCCGGACCCGGCCUCGCUCGGCAGAGCGUCGGGUCCCGCCGCCGCCGCCGCCGCCUCGUCCGUCUCCCGGCCGCCCCACCCUCCCGGAGCGGUUUCCCGCCCCCCCGGCCGCCCCCCCGGCUCGCGGAACAAAGACAGCGCGCUGGACAAGCUUUCCGCCCCGUCCAGGAAGGAGGAGGGGGACGGGGACGGGAAGAGAGGCAACGGCGGCGGCGCUAACGGCAACGGUAACCCAGCAACCGCUGCAAACGGCAGCAACGGCAACGGCAACGGCGUCCGGCAACAGCCGCCUGUCGCCUAUCACCCCGCGUCAUCUUCAUCGUCGCUUAAGUUGUCCUCGGACCAGAGGGUUGGCGGCGUGUUGGACGCUCGACGGUGUCCCGCCGCCUCUCUCCCCAGGAGCGGGCCCGCCCACUCGGCCGAGAGCGGCGAGAGAGAGCGCGACGCGGAGAGGGACGGCCCCAGAGACUUGAGCAAGGGCGCCGCGCCGUCGAAACCCGGAAGGCGAGAGGCGGCCGGCAAGGGGGCGACCGCUUCCCCUUCCCGGGGCGAGGGCAGGAAGAGCUCGAGUCCCAAGAGCCGCAGCUCCAGCCGGGACCCCCCGGAGCCCGGCAGGCGGACCUCCUCGCCCGGCGACCCUCCCUUCGCGAGCGCCCCGCCCGCUCCUCGAAAGGUCGACGCGUUCCCCGGGUCGCCCCCGGAGCGGGAGUGCAGGCCCCUGAAGAAGCGAAAGGGGCGGCGCCCGCGGUGGACGCGGGUGGUGAACCGGGCGCAGAGGCCGGCGCCGGCGUGCGCGGCCGAGGACGGGCGGCUCGAGCUGGGCGAGCCUCGCCUGGCCCCGCCCCCUCACAAACCCAGACCGGUGGGGCGUCCGCCCAACCCCAACCGGGUGCCUCCCUCCGUGUCCCAGCUCUUCGCGGCGCCCCCCAGGAAACGGGGUCGCCCUAAGUCCAAGAUGCCCCGGCUGGACGCCCCCCAGCCCGGCCGCGCCGCGCGGCUGCCCCCCUCCAAGGUGUACUCCCUGCUCAAGUCCAAAGAGGAGCAGGACCCCCCCGUCUUGCACCCGGAGGUGGACCUGAACCCUCCGCAGCCCGCGCCCAGGAAGCGGGGGCGACCCAAGCGCCUGCCUCCCAACCUGCCCCAGGAGGCCCAGCCCCCGACCCUGGCCCCGGAGGAGAGGGGGGGCGGCGGGCUGACGGCGGGAGGAGACGGCGGCGCGGAAGCGGACAGGGCCUUCCGCAAGAAGGGCAACGGCCAGCUGAUCAUGAAGACCAUCAUCGGCAAGAUCAACAAGAUGAAGACCCUGAAGCGCAAGCGGCUCCUCAGCCAGAUCCUCCUGGGCCCCGCGUCGGCGGCGGCGGCGGCCGAGUCCUCGCGGGCGGCGGGCGGGGAGGCGGGCGGGGCCGUGGCCGCCGCCGCCGCUAAGCACUCCUUGUCUUCCCUGGCGGCCUCCUUUGGGAGCAAGCUGGGCCCUCAGAUCAACGUCAGCAAGAAAGGGACCAUCUACAUGGGCAAGAGGAGGGGGCGCAAGCCCAAAGCGGCGGCGGCCGGCCCCUGCGCCUCUGCGCCCCUGCCCGAGAGCUUCCCGCCCCCGGCCUCCCACUCGCCCCUCCACCAUCCCCACUCGCAGUCCCAGCAGCACCCUCCCCCGCCGGAGGUGUUUCCCUCGCCCGCGCUCUCCCAGUCCAGCGGCGGGCAGAGCCCCGGCAGCGACGCCGGGUUCGUGGAGCCGGGCGCCGUGCACUUUGCGCCGCACGCCCACUGCAGCCACGCCCACCACGCCCACCACCCCUUCCCGCUCCGCCCCCCGUCCUCGCCGGCCCCCUCCCCGGCCCGCCCCCUUGGCUCCGCCCCCGCCGCCGCCGCCCCUUCCCUGCUCAGGAAGUCCUCGUGCCGGGGCCACCACCACCAUCACUACCGGCACCACUUUCACUAUCGCAAGCUCUCGCCGCCGCCGCCCCUGCUGCCCACCUCCCCCUCCCACCUGAGCGAGCUGAAGGAGGCCACGCCCUCGCCCGUCAGCGAGUCGCACAGCGAGGAGACGGUGCCCAGCGACAGCGGCAUCGGGACGGACAACAACAGCACCUCCGACCGGGGCGAGAAGGGAGGAGGCGGGGGCCUGGGCGGCUUGGGCGGAUUGGGCGGGUUAAGCGGCCUGGGCAUGGCCCACGGAAUGGCGGGGGGAGUCCUGAUGCCCGGGGUCGUGGGGUCGAUGGCGGGGGCGACGGUCGGGGUCGGCCCGCGCGGCCGCCGGAGGCACGCCUCCUCGGCGCUGCUGGACCGCCCCUCCCCCUCGCCCUCCCCCCUGGGCUCCGGGGUGUCCCCGGACCCCCGCCGGACGCCCCCGGCGCCGCCGCCCCCGUCGCUGGUCAGCCACAAGGAGAAGCACAAGCACAAGUGCAAGCGGCGCGGGCACGGCUGCCCCGGCUACGACAAGCUCAAGCGGCAGAAGCGCAAGCGCAAGAAGAAGUACCUGCAGCUGCGCGCCCGCCGCCAGGACCCCGACUUCCUGGCCGAGCUGGAGGACAUGACCGUCCGGCUGAGCGAGAUCCGGAUAGCCCACCGCGGCGCCGCGGCGGGGCUGGGGAGCGCUUUGGGGCGGGGCGGAGGCGGAGGCGGCGGCGGCGGCGCGGGGAGCAGGGGCCCGGGGGCCGGUGGGAGCGGCGUUGGGGGAGCUCACCCUCCGUCCCACCACUACCUGACCAGGGACCUCCUGCCCACCAUCUUCCGGAUCAACUUCAGCGGGUACUACUCGCCGCACCCGGCCUACCCCUGCGACUCGCUGCACUACGUGCGCAAGCCCGACCUGAAGAAGAAGCGCGGCCGGCCGCCCAAGCUGCGCCAGGCCAUGGCCGAGGUGCCCUUCGUCCACGGGCUGGGCUUCCCGCUGUCCGGGGCCGGCUUCUACCACCCCUCCUACGGCGUCCCGUACUCCUCUCCCCCCCUGGGACUGAGCUACUACCGGGGUUACCCCCCGGCGGCCACCCUCUAUCACCACCCCCCGGCCCACCCUGCCCCGCCCCACCCGCACCACUCGCCCUCCUUCCCCCCGCCCCCUCCGCCCUCCUACAUGCACCACCACGCCCCGCACCUCCUGCUCAACCCCGCCAAGUUCCACAAGAAGAAGCACAAGCUCCUGCGGCAGGAGUUUUUGGGCGGGGGCCGGUCCCCCGUGCUGUACCCGGGCGUGGCGCCCGAGCUGUCCUACGGCUGGCUGCACGAACACAAACACAAGCACCGGCACAAGCACCGGGACCGGCGGGGGGAGGAGGGCGGGGCCGAGGCGGGGGGAGGAGGAGCCGGAGGCCCCCCGGGGCUCUCCGGAGGUACGGGUUUGGGAGGCGCGGGAAGAGGCGCCGGGGGCAUGAUGGACUCCCUGCAGCGCUACCGGUACGGUAAAGAUCCCGCCGCCGCCGCCGCCGCCGGCAAUUUGGCGGCCACGCCCCCGGCCAACUCCCCUUCCUCCUCCUCCUCGUCCUCGGCGGAGAGGUACAAGCGCAAGGACGCGCCCUUCCCGUGCCUGGGGCCCGCGUACCUGUCGGCGGCGGGAGGGGGGGGCGCGAGGGGCUACCACCUCCAGGAGUCCUGGCUGAGGAGGGGCGGCCCCGACGCGGACUACGCUGGCUUCUCCAGAAAGACCCGCCCGGGCCAGGACCCGUUCGCGGCGGGCCGCCUGCCGGACCCCGAGGGCUGCUCGGACAGCGAGGAGGAGGAGGAGGAGGAGGAGGAGGAGCCUCUGACGCCCCCGCCCGGUUCGGCGCAGCCGCGCCCCCCUCCCCGGCACACCAACCUGUUCGCCUCCGCCCUGAGCCGGUCCGCCUCCUCCAGGGGCGGCCGGGGCCGGAGGGGCGGGUCCGCGGCGGCAGGCCACGCCCGCGGCUUCGCGGGAUUGGACGGGACACUCAGGAAAGACCGCCCCUCGUCAGCUGAGAGGAGAGAGACAGGCAUGGCGACGGUCCUGGAGACCCGCGGCGGCUCCCACUCUGGCGCCCCCGAAGGCCUGGAGGAGGCAUCGCACCCGCAGUACCAGCAGCUCGGCGCGCACUCUCACCUGCACUACCCCUCCCGCCACGCCUUGCACUGCAGCCACGACGUGCCUGUAGGGGGGGGCCCCGGCCGGGAGAGAGGGGGGGGCGGCGGGGGCGGAGGCAGCCGGCAGCCCAGCCCCUCGGCCCGGCCCUCCCCGGCGUGCUCCCUGGACCCCGCCUCCCGGUCGCCCGGCCCCUCCCCCUCCGCCCGCGCCCGGCAGCCCCCCGCCCCGCACAGGCCCUGCCCCCGGAGCCCCGGGCGGGGGUGCGAGAGGGCCCUGUCCACCAAGCGCAGCCUGGACCACGUCAACAAGAUCCUCCGGGCCAAGAAGCUGCAGAGGCAGGCGCGCGUCGGCAACAACGUGGUGAAGAGGAGGGGCCCCGGCCGGCCCAGGAAGUACCCCCUGCCUUCCCCGCCCCCGUCCCCGCCGUCCCCGCCGACCCCGCCCCCCGCUCCCCCCCGCACCCCGCCGACCCCGCCCCCCCAGCACAGGGAGAGGAGGGGGGGUGGAGACACCGUGCUGGACGCCAUCGAGGCCGUGGUGCAGGGCCAGCACCGGGCCGGACAGAAACGGAAGAGCUGGGAGAGGGGCGGCGGAGAGGAGGAGGAGGAGGAGGAGGAAGAGGAAGAGGAGGAGGAGGAGGACGAAGAGGAGGCGGAGGCGGUGGAGGAGGACGAGCCUGACGAAGAGGAGGAAAGGGUGAACGGGGGGAAGGAGGAGGAGGAGCAGGGCAGGGGAGCAGGCCCUAGGGAGGACGUCAGAAGACUGUGGUUCAGCCAGGACGAGCUGCUGGGUAUUCACAGUGCUCUGGAGGGCAAGCCCAGUGGCCCCGCCUCCCCGGAGCGAUUGGCCCAGUCGCCGACGGAGCAGGCCCCGCCCCUGGCCCUGACCAGCCAACGGGAGAAGAGAGCAGCCCGGCCUCCCAAGAAGAAGUUCCAGAGGGCCGGCUUGUAUUCGGACGUCUACAAGACCGCAGAUCCUCGCAGUCAGCUGCUGCAGCUGAAGAAGGAGAGGUUGGAGUACACACCUGGGGAGCACGAGUACGGCCUCUUCCCCGCUCCCAUUCACGUUGGGAAGUACCUGCGGCAGAAGCGCAUCGACUUCCAGCUGCCCUAUGACAUCCUGUGGCUGUGGAAACACAACCAGCUGUACAAGAAGCCAGACGUCCCGCUGUACAAGAAGAUCCGCUCCAACGUGUACGUGGACGUGAAGCCGCUGUCCGGGUACGAGGCCACCACCUGCAACUGCGAGAGGCCCGAGGAUUCGCACGAGAAGGGCUGCAUCGACGACUGCCUCAACAGGAUGAUCUUCGCGGAGUGCUCGCCCAACACCUGCCCGUGCGGGGAGCGGUGCGACAACCAGCACAUCCAGCGGCACGAGUGGGUGCAGUGCCUGGAGCGCUUCCGCGCCGAGGGCAAGGGCUGGGGCAUCCGCACCAAGGAGCCGCUCCGGUCCGGCCAGUUCAUCAUCGAGUACCUGGGGGAGGUGGUGAGCGAGCAGGAGUUCAGGAAGCGCAUGAUCGAGCAGUACUGCGCUCACAGCGACCACUACUGCCUGAACCUGGACAGCGGCAUGGUGAUCGACAGCUACCGCAUGGGCAACGAGGCGCGCUUCAUCAACCACAGCUGCGCGCCCAACUGCGAGAUGCAGAAGUGGUCAGUGAACGGCGUGUACCGCAUCGGCCUGUUCGCCCUGACGGACAUGAGCAGCGGCACGGAGCUCACCUACGACUACAACUUCCACUCCUUCAACAUGGAGGAGCAGCAAGUGUGUAAGUGCGGCUCGGAGAGUUGCCGGGGCAUCAUCGGUGGGCGGAGCCAGCGGGUCAACGGGCUCCCUGGGAAGGGGGGCGGAGCCGCGGGCGGGGCCAGGAGGCCGGGCCGGCUGAAGGAGAAGCGCAAGUCCAGGCACCAGCUGAAGAAGCGGGAGGAGGAGUCCAGCGACAGCAGCAGGUUUUACCCCCACCUGCACAUGAAGCCCAUGUCCCACAGAGAGAGGAACUUCGUGCUGAAGCACAGCGUGUUCCUGGUGCGCAACCUGGAGCGGAUGAGGGAGAAGCAGGAGCAGCUGCGGAGGGAGGGAGAGAGGGAGCGCGAGAGGGAGAGGGACAAGGAGGGCGGCGGCCUCUCGCUCUACACGCGCUGGGGCGGAGUCAUCCGGGACGACGGCAACAUCAAAUCGGACGUGUUCCUGACGCAGUUCUCGGCGCUGCAGACCUCGCGCUCGGUGCGCACGCGGAGGCUGGCGGCGGCCGAGGAGAACAUGGAGGUCACGCGCACCGCCCGCCUCGCCCACAUCUUCAAGGAGAUCUGCGACAUGAUCAUCAGCUACAAGGACUCAGCCAAUCAGCCCCUCGCUGCUCCCCUGCUCACACUGCCUUCCAGGAAACGAAACGUGCAGUACUACGAGAAGGUGUCGGACCCGCUGGACCUGAGCACCAUCGAGAAGCAGAUCCUCACCGGCCACUACAAGACCGUGGAGGCCUUCGACACCGACAUGCUCAAAGUCUUCCGCAACGCUGAGAAGUUCUACGGCCGCAAGUCUUCCGUGGGGCGGGACGUGUGCCGCCUGCGCAAGGCCUACUACGGGGCGCGGCACGAGGCCGCCGUCCAGAUCGACGAGAUCGUGGGCGAGACCGCCAGCGAGGCCGACAGCUCCGACUCGCUGGAGCGGGACCACGCCCACCACCCCGCCGGGGGCGGCGCCGGCCCCCACGACAAGGACGACGACGUCAUCCGCUGCAUCUGCGGCAUGUACAAGGACGAGGGGCUGAUGAUCCAGUGCGAGAAGUGCAUGGCGUGGCAGCACUGUGACUGCAUGCGGGUGCAGGCGGACGUGGAGCACUACCUGUGCGAGCAGUGUGACCCCCGCCCCGUGGACAGGCCACGGCUCGCGUUAGCGCUCCUGCUACACCAGGGGGACUCGGUGUACCUGAUGCGGGACAGUCGGCGCACCCCAGACGGCCAGCCUGUCAGGCAGUCCUACCGCCUCCUAUCCCACGUCAACAGGGAGAAACUGGACAUCUUCCGCAUCGAGAAACUCUGGAAGAACGAGAAGGGCGAGCGGUUUGCGUUCGGCCAUCACUACUUCCGCCCCCACGAGACCCACCACUCCCCGUCCCGCCGCUUCUACCACAACGAGCUGUUCCGCGUGCCGCUCUACGAGAUCAUCCCGCUGGAGGCCGUGGUGGGAAUGUGCUGCGUCCUCGACCUCUACACCUACUGCAAGGGCCGGCCGAAGGGCGUGCGAGAGCAGGACGUGUACAUCUGCGACUACCGCCUGGACAAGUCCGCGCACCUCUUCUACAAGAUCCACCGCAACCGCUACCCCAUCUGCACCAAGCCCUACGCCUUCAACCACUUCCCCAAGAGGCUGGCCCCCAAGAGGGACUUCUCUCCUCACUACGUCCCAGACAACUACAAGCGGAACGGGGGCCGUUCGGCCUGGAAGAGCGAGCGGCCCAAGCUGGCGUGCAAGGAGGGCGGGGCCGCCUGCGUGGGCGCGGCCGGCUGCGAGGACGGCUCCUCCCCCGGGGACGCGGUGCCGUGCGACGGGGGCGGAGCCUCCCGACCCGACGGCGAGGAGGCGGCGGCGGCGGCGGCGGCGAGGGAGGGGGACUCGGAUCUCCCCUCCAGGGAAACCCCGCCCCCGGCCGUCCCCGCCCACCCGACCCCGCCCCCUCUCCCCCAGCCCCCGGCGGAGCGGGAGGCGGCGGAGGAGGAGGACGAGGAGGAGGAGGAGCGGGGGGAGCCGGAGGAAGGGUCGGCGGAGCGGGGGGAGGCGCUGGAGCCCCCCUCGCCCUCCCUGCUGCACUCGGAGGUGGAGAAGAGGGAGGCGCAGAGGGAGCGACUCAACAAGAUCCUCCUCAACCUCCUGCACAGAACCCCCAGCAAGAACGUGAUCGACGUGACCUACCUCCUGGAGGAGGGGUCCGGACGGAGGCUGCGCAGACGGACGCUGGGUUUGGGAGAUUUCUGCAGGAAGUGACGUCACCGGGCGCACCCGGCAGAGGCGCACGCCCCUUCGGGAAGCGAUGGGGGAGGGGGCGAGAGGAAGUGAAAGGAAGGGGCGGAGGUCGUGCGAUGGAGAGAGGGACAAGGGGGGGUGUUAACUUCCUUUCCUCCGAGCCCCACCCCUCCCACGUCUGUCCCCCUCUCCCAUCCCUCCUUCCGCAGAGGGACAGACAGGAGGACACAGCGUGGACUAGAAGGACCGCACACGCGAGCGAAAGAGGCGUGUGUGCGGGAGCCGGGGGAUUGGGUGGGGAGGGGGAGGGUGGCACGGACAGGAAGUGAUGCGUGGUGGAGGAGGAGGAAGUAGCCACGCCUCACCAGGAAGCGCUGGCCCCAGGGAAGGACAGUGAAACCUGGAAACGGAGAGGACUUUCAGACGCACCGCGACGGCGGUUCCGGGAGUACGGGUGGGCGGGGCCCGGCCGGAGGGCGACAGCGCCCCACGGUGGCCAGCGAGAGCCGAAGGAGGGAGAGGCAGGCGGAGACGGGCGGGGGCGUGCGGCACGGGGCCCCGCCCCCAAGCACAUGUAUACUGUAGCCGAGACGGCGGACCGCGACGGUCGCUCUCUCUGGGGUGGUGACAUCAUAGAUGUAACGUACGCAUCACCGAAGCCAGAUUAAAACGGGCGGUGCGUCCGGAUCGGUCCGCCCGAGCGUCCCGUCCAGGGGUCGUCUUUUAAGUGCCAGCUCCGCUCGACGAGAAACGCGAAUCGAGUCGGGCGACAGAGAGAGAGAGAGAGAGCGAGAGAAAGCGUCGAUGCUCUCUGUCGAGCCUUAGGACACUCGUGUCCAGACUGGUUUGUGUGCGCUUGCGAAUUCCCAGAAUUCCUCUAAAACUUAAGGGCUUGACAGCAAACAUAACCGUUAAUGGAAAAAGCAUUAAACAAACUCUUAUGUUGAACAGAACAUAACACGUGACCCAGUGCUCAUACUUCCUGUGUAUUUGGGGGUGGGGGUGGGGGUGGGGGGGGGGCGGUUGGGGUUGAGGUUUGGGGGGGGGGUGUUAGAGUUGCCCUUUGUUGAUCUCUCGCAGUUUCUUUGAUUAUUGUGUUUCUGGUUGCCAUAGAGAAUGUUUUCGAAUAUCGUGAUGAAAUUUUUACCUGUACGAACUGAGACGGGACAGCGACCCACGAGACGAGCUAGGGCACCCCCAAGCAUGGACACCCUGAGAAAUCUGACAUUUAAGAAGCUGUACAGUGCCAAGUUGUAUAUAGACUGGAAACCCACGUGAGCAGUCUCAAAAAAGCAAUAUCCUGAUUAUGUAUUGUAUAGGACCCAGCCCGGCGUGUAUUAAAUAUUAAUAUUGUUAUAAUUAUUACUGUCGAUAUACAUAAGCUUGGAAAUGCGUCUGUUGGGACGAACGGGGACGUUCGGCAGUGAAUGACUGUAGACAUCCGAAUACAUUUAUAUUAAUGUAUAUGAUAACUGAGGCUCGGUCCUGAGAGAGAGAGAGAGAGAGAGAGAGACUGGAAGAGAACAUUCAGAGUGACUUCUUUAAAGAUCUUGGGACAAAGCCGUGACAAGUACGCUUCGGUUAUUGUCACUGUAAUAAUGAUUAUUACUAUUGAGAACCGAAGAGUUCUCAGCUUUGCUGCAGUGUUGAACACUAAAAAAAAAUAAAUAAUAAAUAAACAUGAAAUGUGAUAUUUUCCAAGAUGACGGAGAAAGAAAACGAAACAAAAACAGACUCAGCUGCAUACAUCAUGUUCCUGAUCGCGGUCGUUCUUUUUUUAACGGGGGGGGGAAAGUUCCAAUUUUUUGGUGAAAUCAGUUGUACAUGCAAUGCUUGUAUUUCCGUGCGUUUUUGUGCAAUUUGUUUUUGUUGUUUUUUUUAGACAAUCACAAGUUGCUAACAUUUGUAAAUGGACAGACUGGCAGACUGUGUGUGGUUGUACCUUUCGUCCAGUUCAGUUUGACCUCUGGCUCAAAGUUUGUAAUUAUGAUUCUACAGUUUCGACAGUGCGGUUUGUUUUUACUUUGUUUUUGUUUUAUAUUUUUUUUAAAUAAAAAGCACUACAUUAUUUCCGAUAGAAGAUUUUAUUAUUGUCCUGACAAAUACGAUUGUGGUUAUAAGAAUUAUUUAUCUUGUUUGCUUGAAAGCAAAAUGUGGCUGACAUUUUUUUGUCAAUACUUUACUUUUAGAAAAAAGAAAAUAAAUGCAAACAAAGCAACAAAAAAAAAGAAUCUUAUCGGCCAGUAAUUUUUUGGAUUUUGAUCUUUGUAAAAAAAAAAAGAAAAAAAAGAAAUUAAAAUACUGUUGAAAAACUAAA
Molecule: messenger RNA, 11683 nt
Organism: Anguilla rostrata (American eel)
Lineage: Eukaryota; Metazoa; Chordata; Actinopteri; Anguilliformes; Anguillidae
Gene: ash1l
Product: ash1 (absent, small, or homeotic)-like (Drosophila)
Exons: 28
Coding region: 88-9387 (3099 amino acids)
Biological process (GO): regulation of DNA-templated transcription
Cellular component (GO): nucleus; nucleoplasm
Molecular function (GO): histone H3K4 methyltransferase activity; chromatin binding; protein binding
Source: RefSeq, a predicted model, not a curated record